GUGCUGGUGGCAUUAAAAGUGAUCUUCAAACACUAAAGACUAAAGUCCACUAAUCAAUGCCUUAACUGUAUUUUCAUAUCUUCCUCCAAUUUAAUGCUCCUCUUCUCUAUUUAUACUCUCAAUCCAACUUUUUAAUCAUCUCCUCAACCAAAAAUGUUUACUAAAUCCAUCUUUUUAGCUUCCCUUCUCCUCAUCAUCUUCGUCUCUGCAACUCAAUCAGCUCGUCAGAAGAGCGGGAACGAUGGUUUAGGAUUCGGCGGUGUACCCGGAUUCGCUGGUAUACCCGGAUUCGGAAACGGGUUUCCGGGUAACGGAGUUGGCGGUGGAUACGGCGGAGGAUACGGUGGUCCGAGCGGCGGAUCCGGGAAAGGAGGUGUGGUUAGGCCGACGGUGACUUGCAGAGAGAAAGGGCCUUGUCACGGGAAGAAGCUGAGGUGUCCGGCCAAGUGUUUUAGCUCUUUCAGCCGCUCAGGGAAAGGAUACGGCGGUGGAGGCGGCGGAGGUGGAUGCACCAUGGAUUGUAAGAAGAAGUGUAUCGCUUAUUGUUAAAAAAAUGAUAAAGGUCGCAUCUUUCUUAUAUAUUUGCUAUGUUGUUGUAGCUAUAGUUAAUGAUCAUAAGGAUCCUUUUGUCUGGAUUCGAUUGUAGCAAGUUUUUUAUAUGCUUAAUAUAUGGCUGUGAUGAAUAAAUGAGGAAACUUUACGGUUUUCUCAGUUUGUGUGUUUGUUGUAUGAGAGAUUCUGAGUUUUUUUUUUUUU
Eutrema salsugineum is the source of this 756-nucleotide messenger RNA. Its product is annotated as ATP-dependent RNA helicase A. The coding region runs from base 154 to 549 and encodes 131 amino acids. Lineage: Eukaryota; Viridiplantae; Streptophyta; Magnoliopsida; Brassicales; Brassicaceae. The transcript has a single exon. The record is from RefSeq and is a predicted model, not a curated record.